UAAGGCCCGAUCUUUCUGCUCUCUUCGGCUCUGCCAGUCUGUACUAGAAAAGAGGGGGCGAAGGAGUGGCGGGCAUCAAAAGAAUGGAAAAGGAAAUGGAAUCCGAACCGGCCGAGUCGGCUUCUCCAUCGAUGCCAGCAGCCGCCGCUCGGGGCAGUGACGCUGAUCGAAUGGAAGUCGAUGACCAACGCGAUGGCACAAAGGCAGAAGCAGAAACUGCAGCAAACCCGAAUCCGACGCAAAGCACGGAGGAAACAACAGCUGCUACACUUGCGACAACUUCUGGAGGAACAGAAGCAGAUCCGCAAUCGAUGGAAUCUUCGUCCACAUCUACCGACUCGCCUUUGACCUCGCCAUCGCUGUCGCUGCACGAUUGCCUUUCGCUGGGCGAGAUCGAACUCGGGCUCAGCAAUCGGUGCGGUAAUCCCAGCCACGGGAACGAUGGCGAUCCGGACCGAGCGGACGCCGAUUCUUACAAACGGAGGGAGCAGCGCGCGUGGUCCGCCGAAGAGGUUCGCCGGCUCCCGUACCUGUUGCGGAUUUUGUCCAAGACGCGCCCCCUAGCAUCGGUCCAGACCUUUCCGGCAUCGAAAUCGAAGCAGGGAACCGAAGAGAACGACGAAGACGGAUCGGAUUUCGUGGUGGACGAAGACAUCGACCGGGUCGUCGAUCGCCUCGAAGACGCAGCAGCGAUCCACUCGGUUUCGGGAGGGAUCGACGUCGUUACCAACUAUCUGGCUCCUUCGGUGACGAAACAAAUCUCCCGGUUGUCGCCUCUUACACCUUCCGUGGCGAAGGAAAUAAACCAAUCCUGUCCGCCGGACAACGAUGCCAACAAUAGCGGUGGCAGAAGGGACAGCAAGAGCAACAGCAAGUGGAUCGACUAUUGGUGGUAUACCGUCAAGAAACGAAAACGAAGAGAAACUGAUGUGUCUCAGACCAAAAAGAGAAAACUCGAUGGAAGUCCCAUGGUUGGUAACGAGAAUACGGAUGCCGAGGCCGGUGCAAACAAGCUCGGGGCGUCUUCGGACGAAGACGACGAAACGAACGUGGCGAUGGAUGCAUCGGCGGAUGAAACACUAUCCAUGAGGGCAAGGCCCCCAUUGAAACGACGGGACUCGAUUUUGGUGGCGGCAGAAGAUUCACAAGAAUCUACCGUCACCAAAACCUUGUCCGAACUCACACGACUGGUCGUGGCCUCCCUCGACGAUUCUUCGAACCAAUACUUCGAGACUGAGGGCGACGACGAUCCGCAGCAGUGGCGGGGGGCGAGCGGUGGCGGGAAAAGAGCCCCGUACAUGCUGUCCCUGAACACCGACGACAUACUGAGCGAAAAAGCGGCGUCGGCGUCCACGGAGGACGGAAUCGCCACGGACGGGAGCGACCUGGCCUCCACCGUCGUCGCGAUCAUGCACAACGCACCGCCGUUCAAGUCGAGGCACGUUGCCAGCGCCCUUUGCCGGGCGUCGGUUCCCCGGGCGGGCAAUGUGAUAUCCGAUCUAGGCGCCAACUGCCCGGCAUCGGUAUCGUCGUUGCUGCAGGGAUGCAUCGAGGCAUAUUCCAUGGCGAUGAAGCACCAUUGCACCGUCGGUUUUGCCGACCUCUUUGGCAGUGCACACAAAAACAACGAAGUGUCGUGCACCGUUGUCGCCGCUGCCAAAUCGAGUGCAACGGCCCUGGCGAGGCUGUCCCCGACCGAAUCGGUUCGGGUCCGGAACAAGCUGCAGUCGUGCGGGAUCAUGCUCGACGUGCAACUGAAACUCGCGAUGGAAACGGCGGCGGCGCGGGGGUCGGCAUCGGGAUGCUCGAUCGUACCCGUUGCGUGUCUGCUCCUAGAACACCUAUCGUUCCCGGCAGCUACCACCGCUGCCGACUCCGAGACAGCCACAGAGAUUACCAGAAAGUCUGCAAACGAGCCCUCGGAAGCAUCCGAGGGCGGCAGGUCGCCAGGAGAAACCGGUGCAGAAGAUUGCGGGAACGACGAUGAAGUGAUCACAAGCUAUGCCAGAAAGUGUUCGAAGGGAUCGGAGCCGUCGCUGCUGCUCUAUUUCGUGGAGAAUCCGGCGUUGUACCGACGAACGCUGGACUUUUUCUCGCGAACCAUGGCUGUUGGAGCCUCCACUUCGCUGACGGCUACCGGCGGUAGGGUCAUAACAUCGAAGGGGAAAUGGUGCCUCUUGCUAAGGUCAUUUUUUAUGCUCCUGCUGGUGCCUUUGCCGAGUAUUGACACAAGCGACCUGGGCGUUGCAUACGAAAAUGCAAUCAAAUCGUUUGUCAUUCUGGUGAAAAGCUUCGAUUGUACAAAAGAAGACAAGGACAACACUGGUCAAAAGCGAGUGAAGGAAGGUGACAUUGACUCCUUGUCCUGUCUUGCAUCGUCUUCUGGGGUCCUCUUGCUAUCAAAGUAUCUUGCAAGCAAGCCAGAGCAGGGAUCUGCGGAGGGAGGAUACGAAACGAGACUGCCUAUCGACCCAUUGGUGGAAACAGUUUUGAAGUCCAUAGAAAAGAGUCUAGAGCGAUCCCAUCUGACACGACCAAGGUUCCGGUCCCAUAUGCAGAGAGAUGAUGUAUGGGGAUCCUUCAAGCUAAUUUUAUACCCCUUGGAGUUGACUACGCGAAUUGAAAAAACAUACGCAACCAAUGCUUACCGUUGCACGGAAGUUGGCAUACGUCUUUUUUGGAAACUGGCUGAACCUCUACUGGACGUUAGCACAAUCGAAGAGAAGCGUAGCGUAGCCUUUGACGUUUCUUCGCUGCUAAAUGUGUUGCGCAUGGAACCGAAUUCUACCGAUGAUUCAUUGGUGGAAGAGACAGAAAAGCUACUUGAUUAUCUACUCAAAGGAGUUAAAGAGGAAGAAGCCGAAUCGCUCAUGGGGAACAUCGAAUGCGCCCAAUUUAUUGCAAAAGCCACCAAAUUUCUCUCGAAACCAGAGACUUUGGAAGUUCCAAAAGUCUUGCCUAUACACCUCGAUAUGGCAUGGUCGAAGAUAGUUCCCGGUCGCGCAAGCCCGAGUUCAAAAACGAUCGAUGGUGUGAUGUGCAGUUACCUUUUCAAGUUCCUUUAUGCAUUCGAAUUUCUCGAUACAUCCCCACUGUCACCGUUUGUAUUCGAUCCAAGAUCGAUGCCGAUGAAGGAAACGCUUUCGAUGAUCCAGACUCUUUCCUCCAAACCAACACGGGACUAUCUUUUGUCUGAAAUCAACGCAUUGAUCUUGAAACACUGCCCCGAAUUCGCUCUUCAUCGAUUUGAACAGCGUCUGGAUCUCGGCCCUUCUCCAGCAUUUGAUGCUAUGGAUCGAAACAGUCUUCUGGAAGCUCUCAGCAACUGUAUUCGAGAAGGAUUGCACCAGGGUAGAACUGAGGUUUGCAAAGGCACGAUAGAGCAACUCUUUCUGCAGGCAAAAUCCAGGGUUUGCGAUUCUGAAGUACUUUGUGCAGUAACAAACUCUUUUUUGUCUUCACCGCAUGCUCCGUUGCCAACCUACAGCUACAAAACUUUAUGCCGGGAUCCGAUAGUGUGCUUGAAAUUUCCUCUUUCCGUUUGGCAAUGUAGAAGUCUUCGAAGAAUCGCUCUGUCAGUUUUGGAAAACUUGCUCUUGUCAAACAAUAGUAUUACCUCGGAAACAUCGAAGAGCUCGGGUACGGCACUGGAGCUCCUUGUGGCUCGAGAUGCAAUCAUAGUUCGCUGCCUCCUCGCUGUCUUGCACAGCGGAGACUCGAAAAAUUUGGCCCCAUGCUCCAUGACAACAAGCUUCAUUCGUUGGUUAAUUCAGAGCCGAUCUGGGCUUGUUGCACUCCUGGUGAAGCAAGGCCUUCGAGAGCAAGAUCUCGAUUGGCUCGUGGAAAACGUUCCGGAGACAAUGAAUGAUUCGCAGUAUUUGCUCCAGAUAUUUUCCGAGCGAAAUAGGCUGACGGCAGCGGAGCGUCUCGUUGCAGCGGAUACGAUCGUCAGAAUCGCCGUAGUACAUGGCCAAGCCAAUGAAGCAGACUCCUCCCAAUUAAUACUGACCGCUGUUUCUCAACUUGUUGACUCGUUUCAUGUCAUCCUUGGACCUGUCGGGCUUCUUCCUGUCGACGCAUUGUUCAAUGCUGAAUCCACUACAUCCAUAACGCAGAUAUCACAGAAAGCAGCUUUCCGAAUACUGAAAGCCCUGACCAAAAUAAGGGGAGCACGUUGCCAGAUCCGUCGCGAUUGUAAUAUGGUCCUUCAGAAAUUGGUUGGCCUCUGCAAGGCAGAACUUCAKGGAACGGUUGCUGGGAGACGAAAACAAUUUCUCAAGGAACUGUACGACGCAGCAGUGAAAGCAGAAAAGUAAGCAAUCAAUUCAUUCCGUUGAUAUGCAUCGGCCCAUUUUGUCCCUAAACAGAAUUCCGAAAUAGCUAGCUAGUGCCAUAACAAAUAGUGUAUUCUGAA
This is a messenger RNA of Pseudo-nitzschia multistriata, 4414 nucleotides long. The record is from the annotation of a GenBank genome assembly. Lineage: Eukaryota; Bacillariophyta; Bacillariophyceae; Bacillariales; Bacillariaceae.